Molecule: messenger RNA, 3192 nt
Organism: Aureococcus anophagefferens
Lineage: Eukaryota; Pelagophyceae; Pelagomonadales; Pelagomonadaceae
Exons: 1
Coding region: 70-3192 (1040 amino acids)
Biological process (GO): proton transmembrane transport; NADPH regeneration
Cellular component (GO): mitochondrial inner membrane
Molecular function (GO): NADP binding; NAD binding
Source: RefSeq, a predicted model, not a curated record
GCGGCCUGUGACGCUCGAUCUUGGUCGCGUUGAGGCCACAGCGGCCACCCGGGCCCCCGGGGGAGCAUCAUGCUCCGCGUCCAAUGGGUGCGGUCCGCGGCGGCGCGCGUCACGGCGCGGCGCUUCAGCGGGGUCAAGUAUGAGACGCUGAGCGUCGGGAUUCCCAAGGAGACGACGGACCUCGAGAAGCGCGUCGCGGCGUCGCCGGCGACGGUGGCGCUGAUGAAGAAGGCGGGCUUCGGCGACGUGCGCGUCGAGAGCGGCGCCGGCGCCCUCGCGACCUACGCCGACGCGGACUACGCCGCGGCGGGCGCGACGAUCGUCGACGCGGGCGCCGCGCUCGGGUCGGACGUCGUGCUCAAGCUGCGGCCCCCGAGCGCCGGCGAGGUCGCGCAGCUCGGCGACGGCAAGACCUUGGUGUCCUUCGUCUACCCGGGCCAGAACGAGGCGCUCGUCGAGUCGCUCGCGGCGAAGAAGUCGACGGUCUUCGCGAUGGACUGCAUCCCCCGGACGCUGUCGCGCGGCCAGACCUACGACGCCCUGUCGAGCCAGGCGAACAUCAGCGGCUACCGCGCCGUCGUCGAGGCGUCCAACGAGUUCGGCCGCUUCUUCGCGGGCCAGAUGACGGCCGCGGGCAAGGUGCCGCCGGCGAAGGUCCUCGUGCUCGGCGGCGGCGUCGCGGGCCUCGCGGCGAUCCAGGCCGCGAAGAACAUGGGCGCCGUCGUCCGCGGCUUCGACGUCCGCGCGGCGGCGGCGGAGCAGAUCGAGGCCAUGGGCGCGACGUUCCUCAAGGUCGACUUCGAGGAGGACGGCUCCGGCGCGGGCGGCUACGCCAAAGAGAUGAGCGCCGAGUGGCACGCGGCCGCCGCGGCCAUGCUCGCGAAGCAGUGCGCCGAGGUCGACAUCGUGAUCACGACGGCCCUCAUCCCCGGGCGCAAGGCGCCCGUGAUGAUCACGGAGGACAUGGUCGCGGCGAUGGGCGCGGGCUCCGUGACCGUGGACCUCGCCGCGGAGGCGGGCGGCAACGUCGCGACGACCGUCAAGGACGCCAGGAUCGUCACGCCCAACGGCGUCACGUGCCUGGGCUACACGGACCUGCCGAGCCGCCUCGCGCGGACGUCGUCGGACCUCUACGCGAACAACAUCACGAAGUUCAUGCUGAGCAUCGGCCCCUUCACGACCAAGGUCAAGGACGAGUUCGCCGUGGACUACGAGGACGAGGCCGUGCGCGGCAUGCUCGUCCUGGACCAGGGGUCCUUGACGUGGCCGCCGCCGCCGCCCGCGCCGCCCGUCGUCGCGGCCGCGGCCGCGGAGGCCGACGUCGAGGAGGCGCCGCCGCCGCCGCCGCCGCCGCAGCCCUACGACGUCUACAUGCAGUCGGCGCUGCGCACGUCCGGCGGCGCGGCCGCCAUGCUCGCGCUCGGCGGCGGCAUCGCGCCGCCGAUCCUCGCGACGUUCUCGCUGUCGACGAUCAUCGGCUACUACACGGUCUUCGGCGUCGCGCCGGCGCUCCACUCGCCCCUCAUGGCCGUGACGAACGCCAUCAGCGGCAUGACGGCCGUCGGCGGCCUCACGCUCGUCGGCGGCGGCGUCGUGCCGUCGACGGGCGCGCAGGUGCUCGGCGCGACGGCCGUGGGCAUCUCCACGGUGAACAUCGUCGGCGGCUUCCUCGUGACGAAGAAGAUGCUGGACCUCUUCAAGCGGCCCGACGACCCCGACGAGCACUACGAGCUCUACGCGAUCCCCGUCGUCGGGUCGCUGGGCGCCUACGGCGUCGCGGGCAUGGCCGGCCUCGGCGACCUCGCGCCCGUCGUGUCGCUCAUGAGCGGCCUGUGCUGCAUCGGCGGCAUCGCGGGGCUGAGCGACCAGAACACGGCGCGCGCGGGCAACGCGCUGGGCCAGGCGGGCGUCGCCCUGGGCAUGGGCGCGACGCUCGGGACGCUUCACCCGGACCCGGGCACGGCGCUGCAGAUCGCGGGGCUCCUGGGCGUCGGCGGCGGCGCGGGCUACGUCAUCGCGUCGAACGUCGGGCCGACGUCGCUGCCCCAGACCGUCGCCGCGUUCCACUCCCUCGUCGGCAUCGCGGCGGCGGCGACGGCCGUCGGCGAGUACAUGCACCUCGCGGAGCACUGCCCGCCGUCGGGCAUGGCCAUCGACGGCGUCACGAACGCGUCGCUCUACCUCGCGACGUGGAUCGGCGGCAUCACGGCGACGGGCUCCGUCGUCGCCUUCGGCAAGCUCAACGGCAAUUUGGGGUCGGCGGCGCUCCAGCUGCCGAACCGCGACCAGAUCAACAUGGCCAUGGGCGCCGCGUCGCUGGGCGCGGGCGCGCUCUUCAUGGCGAACCCGUCGCCGGCGACGGGCCUGGCGUGCCUCGGCGCGGCGACGGGCCUCUCGGGCGCUUUGGGCCUCCACAUGACGGCGUCGAUCGGCGGCGCGGACAUGCCCGUCGUCAUCACGGUGCUCAACUCCUACAGCGGCUGGGCGCUCUGCGCCGAGGGCUUCAUGCUCGACAACCCGCUCCUGACCAUCGUCGGCGCGCUCAUCGGCUCGAGCGGCGCGAUCCUCACGCACAUCAUGUGCGAGGCCAUGAACCGCGACAUCGGCUCCGUGAUCCUCGGCGGCUUUGGCGAGGCGGCCAAGGGCCCGGCCAUGGAGAUCACGGGCGAGCACACGGAGAUCGACGUCGACCAGUGCGUCGCCAUGCUCAAGGACGCGUCCGACGUCAUCAUCGUGCCCGGCUACGGCCUCGCCGUCGCCAAGGCGCAGUACGCCGUCGCGGACAUCGCCAAGGCGCUCGGCGACGCGGGCAUCCGCACGCGCUUCGCCAUCCACCCCGUCGCGGGCCGCAUGCCCGGCCAGCUCAACGUGCUCCUCGCCGAGGCGGGCGUCGACUACGAGAUCGUCGAGGAGAUGGAGGACAUCAACGACGACUUCCCGGAGUGCGACGUCGCCAUGGUCAUCGGCGCGAACGACACCGUCAACAGCGCCGCGCUCGAGGACCCCAACUCCCUCAUCGCGGGCAUGCCCGUCAUCGAGGUCUGGAAGGCGAAGCAGUCCAUCGUCAUGAAGCGCUCCAUGGGCGUCGGCUACGCCGGCGCGGACAACCCGGUCUUCUACAAGCCCAACAACGCCAUGCUCCUCGGCGACGCCAAGGCCACGUGCGACGCCAUCCGCGCCAAGCUCGCCUAG